Molecule: messenger RNA, 1968 nt
Organism: Oryzias latipes (Japanese medaka)
Lineage: Eukaryota; Metazoa; Chordata; Actinopteri; Beloniformes; Adrianichthyidae
Product: actin-15A
Source: RefSeq, a predicted model, not a curated record
GCGCGCGGCGCGUUCAGCAGUGUCAGUGAUCAGCACACCUGGGCAGAGUAACUGUGAGAGACACACCGGAACUCACCUGCAACAGACAUGGAAGAUGACGUCUCUGCCCUCGUUUUUGAUAUUGGAUCUAGCACCUUCAAGGCUGGCUUUGCUGGGGAUGAUGCCCCCCGGGCUGUCUUCCCCUCCAUCGUGGGCCGCCCCAGACAGAGUGUGCUGGUGGGAAUGAGGGAUAGCUACGUUGGAGAUGAGGCUCAGAGCAAUAAGUCCCUCCUGACCCUGAAGUACCCCAUCGAGCACGGCAUCGUCACCAACUGGGAUGACAUGGAGAAGAUCUGGCAUCAUACCUUCUACAAUGAGCUGAGAGUCGCACCUGAAGAGCAUCCAGUCCUGCUGACCGAGGCUCCCCUCAACCCCAAAGCCAACAGGGAGAAGAUGACACAGGUCAUGUUUGAAACCUUCAACUCUCCUGCCAUGUAUGUGGCCAUCCAGGCUGUGCUGUCCCUGUACUCCUCUAGUCGUGUCACAGGAAUUGUGAUGGAGUCUGGUGACGGUGUCAGCCAGAUUGUGCCCAUCUAUGAGGGGAAAGUUCUGACUCAUGCCACCAUCCGUCUGGAUCUGGCUGGCAGAGAUUUGACUGAUUAUCUGAUGAAGAUCCUGACGGAGAGGGGCUACAGGUUCACCCCCACAGCUGAGCAUGAAAUUGUGCGUGAAAUCAAGGAGAAGCUCUGCUAUGUGGCGCUGGACUUUGAGCAGGAGAUGCAGACCGCUGCCUCCUCUUCCUCUCUGGAGAAGAGCUACGAGCUUCCUGAUGGGCAGGUCAUCACAAUCGGCAACGAGAGGUUCCGCUGUCCUGAGGCGCUCUUCCAGCCCCCAUUCCUCGGUAUAGAGAUUGCUGGCAUUCAUGAGAUGACCUACAACAGCAUCAUGAAGUGUAACGUAGACAUCCAUGAGAACCUGUAUGCCAACAUGGUGCUGUCCGGUGGCACCACCAUGCUCUCUGGACUUGCUGACCGCAUGCAAAAGGAGAUCACUGCUCUGGCCCCACCCACCAUGAACAUUGAUAUCAGUGCUCCUCCAGACAGGAAGUACUCUGUCUGGCUUGGUGGCUCCAUCAUGGCUUCCCUGCCCACCUUCCAGCAGAUGUGGAUCAGCAAGCAGGAGUACGAAGAGUCCGGUCCCGGCAUCGUCCACCGCAAAUGUGACUAAGCUUCAGUUGACCCAUCCAGACUUCUGAUUCCUCUUGAACAGAAUUAAAGAUGUCCAACAAGAUGAACUUUACUCAACAGCCUGAAUUGAAGAUCCAAGAGUCUGGUUUGAGAGGAGCUGAUGCUUUCAGGUUUGGCCUGAAGGAUUUGAAAGCUCGAUGUCAAUCUGAAUCCAUCUUCCAUGUUUUCUGCAGGAACACUAUUUGUCAUCUCAAAACCGGUUGCAGUUGUGGACAAUACAUUGUCAUUUACAGCUGCAGGUUUGAAACUUUUCUUUGCUCUCUGGAGGUACAACUUUGAGUUUAACCCUUGUGCUAUCCUAUGACCCCACCCUUACUUUGAUGUGUUCUCCCUACCAUGACAAAGGUGGAUAAAGGUGGAGAGGAUUUCAUGUAAUCCAUGGACACCAGUGAAGAUCACAAAUCAUUGAAGAAAAAAGGUUCAGCGCACUGUCUAGUGGGUCUAGAUGACCCAGCUCCCAAUGGUAAAGUGCCAAGGAUAGCCCAAGGGUUAGAUUAGGGGUGCCUGUUAGAUUGAUAAUGCUCCACGUCCAUUCAAUCCUCUCUGAAUCCUCCCCACUCACCCCAUCCAUCCUCAUGUUCUCCUUCCAUUCACUCCUUAUGUGGUUUUCUUCUAGACCUCUAUGGUAGCUCCAUGUGGUGAACCGAGCAGAACCAGACCUGGACAGCAGUCUAAAUAAUUGUAUUCAUUUUCAAAAAAUGUCCUAGUAAACAAAAUGGGUCAAUAAAAGAGGUCGAAUGAA